AUGUUGACUAGAGCCCUCGGACGAGCUCGGAUUCCUGGUUCGAGGAUACAUGGAUCGAACCAUUUGACUGGGUUUGUAGAGAAUUCGAAAUUGGGUCCGAUCGGUGUUUCCUGUAGAAGAUGGUUGUCGAGCGAGAGCGGGAAACGUUUUGCGGCGAUGUGGGGAAGCGGAGAUCACGGCAGAUUGGGGCUCGGUAACUUGGAGUCUCAGUGGAGACCUUCUGUUUGCUCUGCCUUGACUGAUCACAGCAUCAGAGCUAUCGCUUGCGGUGGAGCUCACACUCUUUUCCUCACCGAAACGAGGAGAGUCUUUGCAACAGGUCUUAAUGAUUUUGGCCAACUUGGCGUGUCAGAUGUUGAAACUCAUGCUAUGGAGCCCCUUGAAGUUUCUGGACUAGAGAAGGAUAUUCUGCACAUCUCAGCUGGUUAUAAUCACUCUGCUGCUAUUACAGUGGAUGGAGAACUCUACAUGUGGGGAAAGAAUUCUAGUGGACAGCUUGGGCUGGGAAAAAAGGCUGCAAGAGUGGUACCUGUGCCAACCAAAGUGCAGGCUCUACAUGGAAUCACCAUCAAAUCCGUGGCUUUGGGUUCAGAGCAUUCAAUUGCUGUUACUGAUGGAGGUGAAGUCCUGAGUUGGGGAGGAGGGGGAUCUGGGAGACUUGGCCACGGUCAUGAGUCCAGUUUUCUUGGAAUCUUAAGAAGCAGCAGUGAGUUUACUCCAAGGCUUAUCAAGGAACUUGAGGGGAUCAAGGUUAAAAAUGUUGCUGCUGGUCUGCUGCAUUCAGCAUGCACUGAUGAGAAUGGCUCUGCCUUCAUGUUCGGAGAGCGAUCUAUAAACAAGAUGGGCUUUGGAGGAGUAAGGAAUGCUACAACACCAUCCAUUAUCAGUGAAGUGCCAUAUGCAGACGAAAUUGCAUGUGGUGGUUACCACACAUGUGUUGUUACAAGAAGUGGGGAACUAUACACCUGGGGCUCAAACGAAAAUGGAUGCCUUGGCACAGAUUCAACAUAUGUCUCACACUCCCCUGUGAGAGUUGAAGGUCCUUUCAUGGAGUCUAAUGUGUCUCAGGUAUCUUGUGGGUGGAAGCACACUGCAGCUAUUUCAGAUAAUAGUGUCUUUACCUGGGGAUGGGGAGGUUCUCACGGCACGUUCUCUGUUGACGGACAUUCUUCUGGUGGACAACUGGGACAUGGUAGUGAUGUAGACUAUGCAAGACCAGUAAUGGUGAACUUGGGAGACAAUGUAAGAGCAGUACAUAUAUCUUGUGGCUUCAAUCAUACAGGAGCAGUUCUUGAACAUUUUUGA
Microthlaspi erraticum is the source of this 1305-nucleotide messenger RNA. Lineage: Eukaryota; Viridiplantae; Streptophyta; Magnoliopsida; Brassicales; Brassicaceae. The record is from the annotation of a GenBank genome assembly.